Mycena citricolor is the source of this 3455-nucleotide messenger RNA. NCBI's taxonomy places the organism in Eukaryota, Fungi, Basidiomycota, Agaricomycetes, Agaricales, Mycenaceae. The record is from the annotation of a GenBank genome assembly.
CAAAAUCGCAGAGAGACCGCGAUCCAGACCGGAUUGCUGCUUUCGAUUUUUGGUCGCUGGAUCUACGAGAUUCUCGCGCUGAUUCGUGAGCGCGAUACGCUCUGGGCCCAAUGCAGCAAGUCGUCGCGGGCUGCCGGGGGGAGGCCCAUGUGCGCACUCCGUCUUCCUCGUCUGUUUCUGGAGGAAGGUUAUGGAGCGUCAUGAAUGAGGGAUGGGAUGUUCCAUUGAACGUCGCGCAGGCAACGGUGGCGCCGAGAACGCGUCCAGUGUGGACCAUGUUGUACUGGAGCAGCUACUAGCUUGGAUUAUGUACUGGAGCAGCUACUAGCUUGGAUUAUGUAAAUGAUCCUCCGGACCAGGAACGUCGCUUUAUUUAAGACCAGCACAAGCACCAUGGAAAAGCACGCCAACUCGUCUGCCUUCGCUUUUCCUCGAGUGGGCUCCCUUCCCUUUCGCCUGAGCAUUCGUUUUUGCCGCCCAGGCCGUUCGUUCCGUCUUCGAAAUGUCUCCCAGGAGUUUGCGCAAUAAGCUUUGGGCCGCAGCGGUCGCUGGUGCGGCCGCGCUAUCGACAUCCAACGCGUACUUCCUCUUCGCGAUGAACGAUGUCAUCACCAUUGAGCGUCUCGACCCAAUUGUCAGCCCAGGACAAGUCGCUUCACACGUUCAUACAGUGAUGGGCGGGAGCAAUUUCCGCGCGACGACUAACACGAGUUUCUUGCGGGCAAGCGAGUGUACGUCCUCGCCUAUCAAGCAGGACAAGUCGAACUAUUGGGCACCAGUGCGUUCCUUUUCCAUUAAAUUGGAGUUUCGGCUCAAGCGUCCUCCAAACGCAGACUCUCUACUUCCAGUUCGUCUUCGAGCAGUGCUUGGGGUUGUUGUCGUAUUGAUCCAUCUGCAGCUGGGCGAACGGCUCAUUCAGCAGUGUGACGGGCAACCCAGUCAUGUACGGCCCGUCGCCGCAGAUUACCUUUUCUCCGACACACCUGGAGCGACGACGCCCUUUCCCGAUGACUUCCGUAUGAUCAGUGGAAAUCCCACGCUGCGCUCUUACAACGGGAGUGACUACGCGCAGCAGGCCAUCACGUUCCUCUGCCUCGAUUUCAGCGGGGUGAGCACCCGGUUCAACCAGAUUCCGGCGCAGGGAUGCCCGUCCGGAAUGCGCGCCCAGAUCAACUUCCCGAUGUGCUGGGAUGGCAAGAACGCGGACUCGCCGGACCACAAGUCGCACGUCGCAUUCCCGUCUGGGGGCGCUGACUCUGGCGCAUGCACGGAUCCCAAGUACCCCAAAACACUCCCUCGAAUCUUCAUGGAGAUGUACCUCGACACGGCGUCCUGGUGGAAUCUGCGCGGCCAGGCUAUGAACCCCAACCAGCCGUUUGUGUAUUCGAUGGGCGAUCCAACUGGCUUUGGAUAUCACGCCGAUUUCAUGAUGGGCUGGGAUGCCAAUGUGCUUCAAGGUGUAGUGGACAGGUGCAACUGCAAUCCGUACGGCGACCCGACCUGCUGCUCCAAUGCCGGCGUCUUCACCUUCGAGCAGGGUGGAACCUGUCGCAUCACUCAGAGUGUGGACGAAGUCACGACGGGAACCAUCAAAACCCUCCCGGGUAACAACCCCGUCGUCGGGUUUGGAGCAAACGCGCCGACACUGUCCGGGCCUGCUCCGCCGUUCAUCCAGCCUGUCUACGCGUACACCGGCGACAGUCCCACGCAGACCGGGACGCCGGUGGGCGGGCAAGUGGUCGCUCAGACUUCGGCGCCAGGCUCGGCCGGCGACGCGCCUGUUGCUGUUCCGAGUGCGCCGGCGGUCAUCGCCCCUGCGUUCGGAAACCAUCGGGCACGAAAGCUGGGCCGUUCGCCCGGCAUCCAGUUUUACGACGCCCAUUCGAGCUUCUGAGCCUUUGUAUUGAAUAACCUCGCACAGAUGCUCUAAAUUCUGUCGCCGCCCAGUGCGGCCGUUUCGACGCUCUGUACUUAGACUUGUCGCCUCUUCUCUCGCUCACAUCCUGCAUUGAUUGCAGAACGCCUCCAAUCCUUUUUGUAUCCUCCCUUUGUAAAUCGUAGUCACAAUGCAACGUCUGUCGUCUUUGCAGCUCCGAUAGUGGCGGUUCGCAUGCCAGCUUGAUCAGUCACGUCAUCAAACAGGACAUUAGGCCUGCCGCUCGUUUGCAUAAACUCCCACAUCGUGCCUCGCUUCCCCAAUUCCGCGCUCAAUUUUAGUGCACAAGAACCCAUCGGAUGGCGUCCAGAGCGGCUCGGGGCAACUUGAGGCCGAAAGGAAGACGCCAAAGCAGGAGCUGCCGCACCGUGCCGUGCGCUCAGUAGUCGUUCUCUCAGUCAGCCAAGGCGCAGUCCGCUCUACACCCCAUUCGCUGCUUGUCUCCCCGCGUGUUUCAGCGCCAUGCUUCGCCGCUGGAAGCCUUAGGUGGAGCGACGUGCACUCAGGGCCCUCGCGGCAUUAGUAUCGGCAUGGGGGGAGAGGAUCUGGAGAUGCAGCUCGGUGCAGUGGGAUAAAUAGGGAGGGUGUUCAGCGAGGAGGACAGUGCACUUCACUUCUCUCUUGUGCCCCCUCUCCUGCGAAUUCUAGCCCCUGCAAUGCUCGCUAAGGUUCUGGUCCUUCUGCUGGGUCUCAGCGCCGUCUCUGUCGACGCAAACAGUACGCCCAAGGUCCGCGUCGUGACCAGCUGCACGGUCAAAAACGCCGUUGCGAUGACCUUCGACGACGGGCCGUACCAGUGGAUGCCGCUAAUCAGCAACAUGCUCACCCAGAAGGGUGCGAAGGGUACCUUUUUCGUCAGUGAGUGCAGACGACUGCAUUUACGCUCGUACUGUUUCGUCGUAUCUGCAGCAGACGUAUCUUGCCGGCCACCAGAUCGCUGCGCACACUUGGUCCCACCCUGAUCUUACGACUCUCAGCGUUGCCAGCAUUACCAAGCAGCUGAACAAAAUCGACGAUGCGCUUUUCAGAGUCUUGGGCAUCAACACCACGUUCUUCCGCCCUCCGUACGGGAGCUACAACACGCGUGUCCGCGAAGUGGCCUAUGUCCUGAAUAAGACGAUGAUAACUUGGGAUUUCGACUCAGAAGACUCCCUGAAUGCGACUGUUCCUCAGAGCCAGCAGUACUACACCGAUCUCAUCCAAAGCCGUCCUGACUCGGUGAUUGCGCUGAACCACGAAACCGAAGUAAGCAACUCGCGACCUGGGCGGUCGACGCCUUCAAGGCUGCCGGAUAUAACCUAGUCACUGUGGCCGAGUGUCUGGAUAUGGAUCCCUAUACGCACGUCGGUGAUCUGGGCGUUCGUGAUAGUGAGACUUGGACCUGCUAGUCGAGUAGCCAGCUAGAUGGCGUAGAGCUAUGCAUUGUUGUAGUUGCUGCCCGAACAAGAGCGCCUCCAUAGAAUGUGGGCAUGUUGAUGCAUUCAAAGUAUCUUUCUGCUCCGGACAAUCAUGUUCAGAC